GACGACACAAAGCGGCACUGGAGGGCGACUUGGAGGCGGCCGCCGGUGAGGUAAGCACAGCUAUGGCUGAGUGGAACCAGGUGAAGCGCCCGCCGGGAGCGUUGUGCCCUGCCGACAAGAUGCCCGCGGAGAAGAUACGCGACAACAUACGGGCAGUAGCCAACUAUGAAUCCUUUAGAGAGCGCUGUGAGAAGUUCCGAGACUCGUGGCAGCAGGUGACAGAUCCCCAUGGACCCGUGGCCACGUGGAGACAGAACUACCAGGAAGGUCCUCAUUGUGAAAUAGAGUCACUCCCGAAUCGAGGAACCAUCUUCCUAGCGCAGUACACGAAGUUUCGACACGGUAUGCAACACUGCGUGUUGAAAGAGCGCGCGAAGGAAUUUCAGAGCGAGACUUUGCACAAGCCCUUCACGAUGGGUAGUAUUGUCACAGAAGCUGCGGGG
Amoebophrya sp. A25 is the source of this 443-nucleotide messenger RNA. The record is from the annotation of a GenBank genome assembly. NCBI's taxonomy places the organism in Eukaryota, Dinophyceae, Syndiniales, Amoebophryaceae.